GUGCGAGAAACGCUUCCCGUCUGAACAUAAACUCAAGGAACAUGAGAGACACCAUCUCUACAAAGUGCGCAGGCCUUGUCCUAAAUGUGGUGCCAUGGUGUGCCGUCUUUCCAUACACAUGCAUCGCAGCCACCCCGAGCCCGGGGCUGAGUUCCUCUGUUCAAUGUGUCCGAAAAAGUUUAAAAGUCAAAUUGUCCUCAACAUUCAUCUCCGUCGACAUGCCGCUAACAAAAGUGGAGAAACAUUUACAUGUCCAAAAUGCCCUAAAACAUUCAACUGUCGGGAGUAUCUGACAGACCAUAUAAAAAUUCAUCUAGAUCGUAAGUUAUAUGAUUGUCAUAUAUGUGGGAAGCAGUGUACCGAGAAAUCUAAUUUACGUAUUCACAUGCGCAUCCAUUCAGACCAAAAACUGUUUAACUGUGAUGUUUGUGGCCAGGGUUUCAAUUACAAGGCAUCUCUGCUCAGUCAUCAGAAAUCAAAACACAAAUCAUGGUUCCCUUGAAUAUGUUUAUAGGGUAGGGGAAUGAAAAUAAGGAC
Messenger RNA from Lymnaea stagnalis (great pond snail), 537 nucleotides. NCBI's taxonomy places the organism in Eukaryota, Metazoa, Mollusca, Gastropoda, Lymnaeidae. The record is from the annotation of a GenBank genome assembly.